CCUGCAUUGUGAAUAGUCCGUGUAUGCAUGCAUAGGUAGGUUCCCUACUUGAAUAUGCGGAUACAAAAUUUUAAAGAAAAAAAAAGACUUGUUUUCGAUAAUUGUGAAAAACGCAGCACGGAUAUUGACUAUGCAAAAGGAUGAAGAGGAAGAUUCUAACAGCUUAUGUUCAGCUUUCAGCGUACCCACGGAUGCUGGUGCGUUCUUCUAAGUGUCGGAUUUUACAGUUCAAGCAGUUCUAGCGCAGAAUAGUCCGCGUUUAUUCGAAUAAUACACACGUUGUGGCCAUUUACUCAAGAAGCUGUGCUCAAGUCUGCCUAUUGAAUCAUGAGGAGUAAAGAAAAACGAGACAAUGUGAAAGAGAGGCAAAGAAGGCGCUUCAUUAUCAGGAGGUGCCUAUGGCCUCCUCUCCUGCUCAUUUCGGCGGUUAUUGCAACGCGACAGUGGAAAAGUCGACCGAAGGAUGUUGCAGGACUCACUCCUACGGACCCGCCGCGCCAGGAAACGACAGCAUUACGCCAGAGAGCCAGCAAGGCCGACAAGGACAACUUACUAUCUCCUGUGAAAGUCACGCCAUCUGGGAGUUUCAUGGAAUUUCGAGAUGCCGUCGCAACGUAUGGACACGUCGAGAAAAGCCUCUUGGAACUCAACCGCUUCCUGGCUUUUCAGAUAAGAGGGACACUAAGUAGAGCCCCUAAACCUCUUGCGCGCCGCCUUAGGACCUUUUCCGUGACGACACGAGAACGGGUUCGCUUUCUUCUUGAAGAGGUGAAGUCCUUAGCGAACCAGGCAGGCAUUCUCAAGAAGAAACGUGGAGCACUGUUGGAGCUGAAGAACAAGGUCCGCAAGCUUAUCGAAGUGAACCAGCAACAGGAAAACUGUUCCAGUGUCUUAUCGUGCCGCCUGGUCAACAUAAGUGGGUUCUCUUCAGUAAUGCACGAUGUGCUCUGGUGUCUUGUCAGAGGUGUUUUCCUCAAGCGUCCAGUGGUUGUAGACUCUCAGCCGUGGAGGUAUGACCCGUAUGGUUGGAGUCGAAUUUUUCUUCCACUGACCUACAAGUGUCCUGAGACGCCUGACCGUUCGUCAAUUUGGCCGGGAUACAGACACGACACAAAGGCUCGCGGAUCAAUUCUGGAUAUUCCUGACGAUAUAGCGACAGAAUUAGUCGGGGUUCAUACUGACCCUUACGCUUGGUGGUUUGGGCAGUUCAUGGCAUACAUCAUGAGGCCUUCGUUGUCCCUAUUUGAUAACCUAAGCGAAACGAAGAGAAACAUCACCUUCAGGUCUCCUAUUGUGGGCUUACACAUUCGACGCACUGACAAAUGCGUCGAGGCGGCCCGCCACGAAGUAGAAGAAUACAUGGAACACGCCGAGGAGUAUUUCGACAAUAUCGCGGGGCCUGUACCAAGGCGCAUUUAUGUGGCAACCGAAGAUCCUUCGGUCUUCCAGGAACUACGGAAAAAAUUCCCAAGAUACCUCUUUCUGGGCGACGAGAAGGUGGCCAAAGAUGCCGGCAAUUGGGGAAGACGUUAUUCACCGUCUGCCCUCCAGGCUGUCGUGAAAGACAUUUUCCUUCUUUCCCAGUGUGACUUGGUCGUAUGUACUUUUUCAUCUGGAUUGUGUCGUGUCGUCUACGAACUCAUGCACGAACGACGUACCGACGCCACAUCUCACAUAGUAUCAUUAGACGUUGACUACUUCUAUGCAUACGUUCGAUUCCCGCCCAGGCGUAUCAUCUACCCACACCGACAGAUCGCGUCCGAGGAAUUGCGACUCCGAGAAGGCGACUUCGUCCAACGAGUGGGUGAUAUGUCAGUCGUUAAGGAAGCACGAUAUAAGAAAUUUUGGGACGGCUACUCUGUUGGUGGUCUCCAAGGAACAAACUUUACGGGACACUUUCCAUCGUUCAAGAGCGUACCACAAGUGCGUGUUUCACCCAAUGUUAACAGAAACGAAUCUCUUCAAAGAAGCUGAGUCUGAAGCAUGAGUCUGUAAAGCGUGAAUUGCUACAGUUCUAACGAAUACAAAUGGUUCUGUAAGGUUU
Ornithodoros turicata is the source of this 2044-nucleotide messenger RNA. Its product is annotated as alpha-(1,6)-fucosyltransferase-like. The coding region runs from base 328 to 1974 and encodes 548 amino acids. Gene Ontology annotation, biological process: protein N-linked glycosylation. Gene Ontology annotation, molecular function: alpha-(1->6)-fucosyltransferase activity. Lineage: Eukaryota; Metazoa; Arthropoda; Arachnida; Ixodida; Argasidae. The transcript is spliced from 7 exons. The record is from RefSeq and is a predicted model, not a curated record.